AUGAAGCUGUUUAGUGGGCUCAACUUCUUGGUGAUUCCCUCACUCGAGCCACCACGGAUCCAGUUUUUGAGGGGCCUCAUUGAAGAAAAUGGCGGGGCGGUUUCUGAAUCAACCUUGCCUGGGUUUAUAAUCUUAGUGAAUGACUCUUUCGUUAGUGAGUAUGGGGAGCUCACAAAGCUCGAGCUCUUCCAAAGCGAGUGGGACUAUACAGAUACGGUUUGGGAUGCCAUCUCUUCAGUCAGGGACGUUGAAGCUUACAGAAUUAGUUGGAUAAGCGUAUGCCUGAAGCAACGCAGACUUAUAAGAAACGCUGAUUUGAGGAUAUCCGUCGCCUUACGUGACGAGGAAGCGUUAGAAUCAAGACAUUUAACAUUUGAGGACGAGCCCGAAGCUUCAACAGAAGUUUAUACUGAUAGCGAAACAGACAUAGGGUCAUUCAACCCUGAGGGCCAGUCACAGGAAGUUACAUCCUUAGCUAAAGAAAGUAUCGUGAACGUUAGUACCGGACCAGUAGGAAGAGAACAUUGCAAAGAAAUAAAUGCGAACUUGAUCCAGUUUCUCGAGCAGUUAUCAGCCAAGUUCCACCGUCAGGGGGACAAAUUUAGGUCGCGAUCAUACCAGCUAGCUUUGCAAUCCAUCAAAAAGCAUGGAAAACCGAUUACGAGUGAAGAAGGAGCGUUGUCUUUGCCCAACAUAGGACCGAGCAUUGCUAGCAAGAUCAAAUUAGUAUUGGAUGUUGGAAGUCUGCCAGGUCUCCAGCUUUCCACGGAGCGCGAAGAACUCCUUGAGUACUUUAUGAACUGCUAUGGAGUGGGCUCUCAUACGGCUCGCAAAUGGGCUGAUGGUGGAGCACGGACAUUCAAAGAUGCUCUAAAACUGUUUCCUUCUGAUUUCUCGUGGAGUAUACUCUUCGGAUGGAAAUACUACGAUGACUGGACGCAGCGAAUACCGAGGCAAGAAUGUGCUCAGCAUCUGAAAAUAGUUGAGAGUGUGCUACAGAACGUUGAUCCGCAAGCUCGAAUAGUCAUAACAGGCAGCUAUAGGCGUGGUGCUGCAACGUGCGGCGACAUAGAUAUGGUUUUGUACAAACAAGACUGCGAUAGUUUCGAUGAGUUAUCUCAAAUCUUGGAGACUGUGGUACUGAAGCUGAGCGAAACAGGUUAUAUCGUUUGCCCAUUGAACCUUAACCAGCAUAUUUUACAUGCAAUGAAGCCCUGUAUUAACGAAGUGGCAGAGGCUGCUGGACUAGAUUCAUAUUCUGUCACAUCCUUCAAAGGAGUUCUUCACAAAUUCUACUUUGGCGGUAGGAUUACUGAUGGCCAGAAAACUACAUCUCCGCUGGCCUCUUACAGUUCGCGACUUAAAGAGGCCGAUCAAUUCUUGUCCGGCAGUUGCCUAGAAAACAAGUGUCGCAGAGUAGAUAUCUUGCUGUGCCGCUGGGCCCAGCUAGGCGGCACCAUGAUAUAUUUCACAGGGAACGAUGACUUUAAUAAGAGCUUGAGACUGAGAGCCACUAAGCGGGGUUGGAAGCUUAGCAACAACGGGUUGUACCAAGCAGCCCAGGUUCCAGGUCAAGGCGACACUCUUCUGGAGGCAUUCAGUGAACGGAGAAUCAUGGAGUUGCUUGGAGUGCCGUGGGUACCUCCAGAGCAAAGAAAUAUUGAAGGUUACAUUUGA
Messenger RNA from Lachancea thermotolerans CBS 6340, 1677 nucleotides. RefSeq names its product DNA-directed DNA polymerase IV (gene POL4). Gene Ontology annotation, cellular component: nucleus. NCBI's taxonomy places the organism in Eukaryota, Fungi, Ascomycota, Saccharomycetes, Saccharomycetales, Saccharomycetaceae. Gene Ontology annotation, molecular function: DNA-directed DNA polymerase activity; DNA binding. The coding region runs from base 1 to 1677 and encodes 558 amino acids. The record is from RefSeq and is a predicted model, not a curated record. The transcript has a single exon. Gene Ontology annotation, biological process: double-strand break repair via nonhomologous end joining.